AUGACGCACGUCACGCCGUUAGAGUCCACGGCUUCGCCGAACCCCGGCGUCUUCCGAGAUCCUUCGAUGCGACUGCUUCCGGUCUCCGUGCUGUUGCUGCUUUCCGGCCUCACCCAGGCCCAGCAGCUCAGUGAAAUCCCUCAGGGCCUGCGUGAUGCGACACCCCGCUGGCAUGCCCUCACCGACGUGCGUCUCGUGCUGGCGCCCGGCCAGGUCGUCGAGCGCGGCACGCUGGUGAUGAAGGACGGCGUCAUCGUCGCCGCCGGGGCCGAUGUGAAGCCGCCGGCGGGCGCGCGGAUCUGGUCCCUGCCCGGCCGCACGGUGUACGCGGGGUUCAUCGACGCCGCCAGCAGCCUCGGGCAGCCGCGCGGCCCGGCCCGGGUCGAACCCGCCCGGGGCAAGCCGCUGACCGCCACGCAACGCUGGGUGAAGGCCGACCUGCACCAGGCCGCCUCGCUCGACCUGAAGGCGGAGGACGUGAAGGCCGCCCGCGAGCAGGGCUUCACCACCGCGCUGUCGAUGCCGCCCGGCCCGGGCGUGUUCCGUGGCCAGAGCGCCCUCAUCAGCCUGCGCGACGACGGCGACGCGCGCAGCCUCGUCAUCACGCCGGACGUGGCGCAGCACGUGGCCUUCGACUACCAGGGCUACGACUGGGAGGCCGGAACAUCUGCGUCGUCGCGAUGCGCCGGCCCUCGGCGUCCUCCAGCGCGAGCGGCAUGCGCAGGCGCUGCCCCCAGUCGGCAAAGGCUGCCGCCUGCUCCUCGCGACUCGCCGUGA
Messenger RNA from Ostertagia ostertagi, 777 nucleotides. The record is from the annotation of a GenBank genome assembly. NCBI's taxonomy places the organism in Eukaryota, Metazoa, Nematoda, Chromadorea, Rhabditida, Trichostrongylidae.